Papilio polytes (common Mormon) is the source of this 2551-nucleotide messenger RNA. RefSeq lists its product as uncharacterized. The transcript has 5 exons. The record is from RefSeq and is a predicted model, not a curated record. Lineage: Eukaryota; Metazoa; Arthropoda; Insecta; Lepidoptera; Papilionidae. Bases 354 to 1322 code for a protein of 322 amino acids.
CGCACCCCGCCGCAGCCCACCGCACCGCGCGGCUCUCUCGCCGUCGCCGGCAAACUCGAACGACCUCUUUACGCUAACUAACGUCGCAGCCGCGCAGUUUCCCGCCGCGUAACUCCGUACGAACUCACGAUACUUUGCAAUUGUUGUUAAGUACUAUAAACUAAUCGUUUCGAGUGCUUUUUUAUAAUGUAUGGGGAGAAAAAAAUAUGUUUUUAAUGUUAUCAAUAGAUAAUAAGUAGGGUGAAGAGUAAGAGUAAUGCGGGUGAUUCGGGUGAUGUUAGUCCUUGGGGCAUGGGGCGGGGCGGCGCAAGACGCGCGGGCGGCGAUUACGCCGCCGGCUGCGUAGGCGCACCAUGGACUGCUGCAAGUACGGCGAGGUGCGGCGCCACGGGCAGUACGCGGCCUGGGAGGGCUACGGCUACGCUCCGCCCUACGCGCCCUACGCGCCCUAUGCACACGCCUACUGCCCGCCGCACGCGCACGACCCCUACGCCCGCUACUACCGCUACGACUACCCUGCUGCCGCCGCCGCCGCGCAUACGCACCACAAUGAACAUGCUAUGUCUAUGGAUUAUGGAGCGUACGUCAACAAGGAAUCGCGCGCGCGCCGGACGCUGUCGCGGCGGGACCAGCGGGCGCACACCACGCAUCAUCUGCCACUCCCUCACACGCCGCCUUCGGAAUGCGGGGGGCUCAACGGCCGCGGCGGCUACUGCGAGCCGCAGAUGUGGCCGCACUACCAGAUGGGCAUGAUGGGCGGCGUAGGCGCUGGCGGGGGCGGGGGCGCAGUCUGGGGCGGCGCGCACGCGGGCGCGUGGGCCUCGCGCAGCAUGUGCUCCAGGGAACAAAUGCGCUACUUUCCCAACGACGCUCGCAUGAUAAAGGGUCCGUAUUUAAGUCAUCCGAGUCAGUUGUGCCCUCCCGAAGGAAGAUCUACGCCAUACCCCAUGUAUGAAGAUAUGUCGUACGGGGGUGACAACGGGAAGCAUAACGGCGUGAUGGAGUACCCGGCGAGGAGCGCACCGCAGGCUGAGGCGCCGCGGACGGUGCGCGAGUGCGCCGCGGUCAGUUCGCCGCACCGCUCGCCGCCCGAGGAGAAGCGGCCGCCCGUGGUGCCGCUGCCCGCCUUCCAGCAAGCCUUCGGUUCCACCGAGAUCGGCAAGUUCGCGGAGGCGUUCAGUCGCGCCGAAGCGGUACAUGAGGCCGACGACAUCUCCAGUGAGAACUUUGUGUACGACGCCUUCCAGGACUGGGACGGGCCGGCCGAGCCGCAGUGGGCCGCGCCGCCCGCGCGGGAAAUAAAAUGCGAGGACAACUAUUGAGAAAGGUCGCGUCUCGCGACGCACCCGGCGAUACGCCUCUUAGCUAAAUUUAGACAAAUUGUAGUUCCACCACCAUGUUGCCAAAGAGUAUGUAGCUCGACUUCGAUCGUAAUAAUCGACGUCGUAGAACUAGGAUGUGAUAACAAAUUUUUUAACAUGUACGAGAUUAGAUCGACGGAUAAAUAGUGGUGUGACGUUGAAUUCAUAUACAUAUUAUAUUAUAAUAUUUAGUAGAAUAUUAAUUAGUUAUUCCUUUAACUAGUUUUAGUAUUAAUCUAAAGUGCGUGAACGCUGUUAUGUGGGAGGUGGGAAAUAGUAGGUAGGUACUGCAAAAAAAAUCAAAUGAAUCAUGAUUCAAUGUGCCUUUAUUCGGAGAGGCCGGCGCCCCCCGUCGCCCCCGCGCCCCGCGCCCCGCGCCCCCGCCCGCCGCUGCGCGACGUCAAACGAUCACAAUAGCAAUCAUAGGGACCAACGUUUAGACAAAUAUACACCCGCCCGGUCGCGUGGACGUGCUAUACCCAAUAAGCUCAACGAAAUGUACUGUCUUCAGGGAGUUAAACGAAAUUUAUUAAAACCUAGCUAAAUUACGUUUAAAUAGAGAAUCUGAAACUUAAAUGAGUAAUAGAAGUAAACACAUAGAUUUAAACAAAGUCAAAUGAUACGACUAUGAGGUCGAAGAUUUAGAUAGAAAUAUAGCGACAAGUUUUCUAUAUAGUCGUAUACUUAUGAUCAAUCCUCAAUGAAAUUCCUUGAAAUUGAAUCGCGUCUCGAUCCGUCGGAGAUCGGAAUGCGCUGAUAUAUGCAUCGUCACAUUCCUAUUACUCAAAUAACAAUAAGAUGUAAACAAUAUUGUUCCCACUUGCGGCAUUUAUUGAUAAUUAACAACUUAUAUUCUUUUUUCGUCAAUAUCUUCUAUGAUUAUAAUUAACAAGCGUAAUUGUAAUACAAAAAUAUUUUAUUACCUUUAUAUAUUCUGACGAUCAUUAAUGGGGGGCUCCAAAAGACGUCGCGCCAAAUGAAACUUUUGAAAUUCAUCAACUAAACGAAAUCGCUCGUUCGUAUUUAGAUAGUCAAAUUCCAUACAUUUUAAAACAGGUUACUUAUGAGUGUAACGGCUUUUUAAUUAAAUAAUUAGGGGCCAACAACGUCGAUAUAAAGUAUCUGUUCAUAUUUAAUUUCUGGAUAAAUCUCAUAUUUUAAAACGAUUUAUAGAUGUUUUAUCAUUAGAA